AUGCAGGACCCCUCGCAAACACAGAAUUACCUUAGCAACGAUGUGGCAACCAGUGCGCGUCAGUCAACAAACAAUGACGCGAACUUGCGCGCAAAACCUCUGAAUCGCCUCUCAAUCAACACCGCCGCAAACACGCCGCUACCCCAAUCCCCAGGCCUAAAUACACCCCGCAGACCCUCUGAACUCAGGCGCAUGCCGUCUUCCCCGGGACUUACCCCUGGUUCCAUAUGCAGAAGCCCUAGCGCUGCGAGCCUCAAUCGUUCAAACUCCCCCGCCUUGGGAAGGAAAUCUUCCAGUUCCUCACUUCGUGGGGAUACGCCUGGUACUCCCCGAGCGCCCCCGUCACGUCGCUCUUCAUACAAUCCCAGUAUGCCGUCGCCAAUUGGAGUCAAAUCUCCCCUUCCACCGCCCGUCGAAGAGAAACCCCCGCUACGAGCCUGCGACGUAGCAGAAAAAUACUUCGAGAAGGAGCUGGCUUUCCAUGAGGGUAUCGGCGGGUCUAGGAAUGCGGGAACCAUCGUCAUCAUACAUGAUCAAUGCUAUGGACAUCGUUAUUCGAGACAGAAGACCAGUAAGGGUGCCCUCAGCCAGAUUGUGGAAAGGCCAGAGCGAAUGCUCGCCAUUGUCCUGGGAAUCUCUGCUGCAUAUGUUUGGCUCGGCGACCGCCACGCUGAAGGAGCCAACCCACCACACCCCGAGCAUGCGCCGCCGGAGCGCAUCCCUUUCAAGAUUCGCAAGACCUCUCGGAUGGUCGAUCUCCUGUCUCCUGCCGUCACCAACGUGCAUGGCACCAAAUGGAUGGAGGAACUGAAGGAGAUGUGUGCAAGGGCGGAACACAAGCUUGCGACUACUGGAAGAGAGUUGGCAAGAGAGCAUGGAUCUCUCAUCCCGGGACAACCACCAAAGCCCGAGUUUCACGAGACGGAUCUGUAUCUGUGCCCGGAGUCUUUGAAUGCAUUCCAAGGUGCUCUAGGAGGCGUACUAGAUGCUGUCGAUGCAGUUUUUCAUGGCACCAAUAUGGGCACUGGACCUUCCCGCGCAUUCGUCUGUGUCCGACCGCCAGGCCAUCACUGUUCAGCUGAUUACCCCUCAGGGUUCUGUUGGCUCAACAACGUGCAUGUCGGCAUCGACCAUGCUAUGACCCAGCACGGCCUCACACAUGCUGCCAUUGUGGACUUCGAUCUACACCACGGUGACGGCUCACAAGCCAUUACUUGGGAGCGCAACAAGAAGGUUCAGGGCAUGCACAAGAACACUCCCAACUGGAAGAAAACCUCCAUCGGAUACUUCAGUAUUCACGAUAUCAACUCGUACCCAUGCGAGAACGGCGACGAUGAUAAGAUUCAAGCAGCUAGUCUUUGUAUGGAUGCUGCUCACGGGCAAUCAAUUUGGAAUGUCCAUCUUGAGGUUUGGAGCACCGUAGAAGAGUUCUGGAAGAUCUACGAGGAGAAAUACAUGCGACUUCUCGAUAAAGUUCGGCAAUACCUAAAGCACCACUCCAAACGACUCCAGACCUCGCCAAAUCAUCCCAAACCCAAAGCUGCUAUCUUCAUAUCUGCCGGCUUCGAUGCCAGUGAGUGGGAGGGCUCGGGAAUGCAACGCCACGCCGUGAACGUCCCUACAGAAUUUUACGCCCGAUUCACUCGCGAUAUCGUCCGAAUUGCUGAAGAAGAUGGAACUGGUGUCGAUGGUCGAGUCAUUUCGGUGCUUGAGGGUGGUUACAGUGACCGAGCUUUGGCCAGUGGAGCACUCAGUCAUAUCAGUGGUCUUACUGAGGGCCAGAUCUUCCAAGAUAGCACGCCUUCUAGGGGUCUUGCAACGGACAUGUAUCAGCGUCUGGCGGCAUUGUCGGUUUCGGAUGACAAAGUUAAGGAAGAGCCCGUCGACGUUGAACUGAAGCCGGUGUCAUACAACCCAGCUUGGUGGCACGAGUCAAGAUUGUACGAGCUGGAGAACUUGGUCAAUCCUGCUCCUGUUAUGCCGAAGAAACCAGCACGAACUGGGCCGCCACCCAACUUCUCGUCCCCAACUCAGUCGUUCGUAGCUAAGGUGGUUGAUCCUGCCAAGGUUUACCGCAGUGUAUCCACAAAAUACAGUUCCGCUUCCCCUUCUAGGGCACCUACGCCUCCACCGCCAGAUGUCGACUGGGCAACUGCCGCUCAUGGGCUGAGCAAACUCCUGAUACCGUCUGAUAGACAGACACAAAGCCACAGGCCAGAGGACUUGGCCGAGGUCAAGGUCAAGAAAGAGAAACCACCACCCGUCUUAGCCUCAGUGCAUGUCGACCCCUCAGGACGACAGCUACGAGGUCGAAAGCCACCGACCGCCACGGAUGCCAAUACUGGGUCGGACGAAGAUAAGGCAUCUUCGCGAGCGGCUUCAAGGGCAAAUCGACGAAGGACCAUUGCUGAUUUCGCAAUUGCAACCUCUGAGCCUCCCGCUCCAACACGGAAGGUAUCAAGGCGAAUGAGCAUUGCUUCCAGCGUUGGAUCUGUCAACGAGGAUAGGAGCCUCAGUCGCAGCUCUAGCGUUGUUCCUGGAAGGAGGACAGUAACACCAGCACCACCCACUACAAAUGGCGUUCCAGUGAAGAAGGCGAGAGGGACUGUCACGGCUGCUUCCCGCACCACUAAGAAUCCACCCCCGGUGCCUCGAGUGCCAUCCAACUACUUGAAUAAGCCUGCCGCUCCCAAGGAAAAGGAGAAUGAUAUGGACCAGCUCACUUCU
This is a messenger RNA of Aaosphaeria arxii CBS 175.79, 2727 nucleotides long. RefSeq names its product Arginase/deacetylase. NCBI's taxonomy places the organism in Eukaryota, Fungi, Ascomycota, Dothideomycetes, Pleosporales. Gene Ontology annotation, molecular function: histone deacetylase activity. The transcript has a single exon. The record is from RefSeq and is a predicted model, not a curated record. The annotation marks the transcript as partial. Gene Ontology annotation, cellular component: nucleus.